GACCUUCACACAAAACGCCUCAACAACGAGCGAAAGCCGCUUACAUGUGUCUUUAUUUGAACAAAAACACUUGUUAAAGGCUUACCUUUAAUCAUCUGCACUUUGUUGGUGUCAUCAUUUCGAGACACUUCAACGAUGUCUUCGUCCUUUGGUAACAUGUCCUGUUGUACCGUCCGUGUCACAUGACCGGGCAGAAACAAGACGUCGGAAGGAAAUAACAUUUUUGUUUUAUCACGACCGAAAUUUGAUGUUACGCACACAUUUUUUCGUUUUUCAUGCAAAAGAUAAAAUUUUAAUGAAAAUUCACGUUAAAUUAACCGGACGGUUCUAAUAGUAUUGUUUAUAUUCCAUUAAUUUCAGCGUGUCUACGCCGUAAUGGAUCAAAGAUCGUCUGUUACAGCCAGUCUCACAAUUAGGUUUUGGGAAGAAGAAGAAAAAAAGUAUCCUAAAGCUGUUACAUUAAUAUGUCCCCAGUCUCGUACUUUAACAAAAGGGCACAUUUUUGGUAUGAGAAUUCGUGAUCUAAUUUGAUAGUUAACGUUGUUUUGUGUCAAAUGUACUGUUAAAAAAAGCUGAGGUUAAUUAAUGCUUUAGGAGUCCGAUGUCGGGUUCUACCUGUAAUUUAACAUUGGAGUGUUUUGUAAGCAUUUUGUUUUAGUUUUGUAACCUUUUUGUGCAGUGGACGUCACCAAGUCACGUGAGUGUAAAGAGCCUUGUGAUUGGUGAAACUGCCGCGACUCUCUUAAAGAGACAGUACAAGCUUCGCUCCUAUUGGUUCACAGCGUUCCGGCGCCAAAGUUCCAAUAAAAAGACGAGCGGCAAACGGAAGCUGCUUCACUCUGUGUCCUUCGUGUGUCUGUGUGGUAGUUUAGAACGUCUGCAUUAUUUUAUAACUAUUUACUUUUAAACUCGUCUAGUCAUUUUAAUUGUCGAAAUGCAGUCUGCUCGCUCGCCUCUUUCCGUCCGCAACGAGAACAAGCUGAGCGGUGACGUCAGCAACAUGUCGCUGGAUAAAGAAAACACGCCUCCGAGCCUGAACACUGCGCGUAUCCUGGCGUCGAAAACCGCGCGCAAAAUAUUCUCCGAGACUCCGAGCCAAGUGGUGAAGGAGAGUGGCGGCAAGGAGGCAGAGCCUCUGCUCAAGGACAACCCCCGCCGCUUCGUCAUCUUCCCCAUCCAGUACCAUGACAUCUGGCGCAUGUACAAGAAGGCAGAGGCAUCUUUCUGGACUGCAGAAGAGGUGGACCUGUCCAAGGACCUGCAGCACUGGGACACUCUGAAGGAAGACGAGAAGUUCUUCAUCUCUCACGUGUUGGCCUUCUUCGCCGCCAGCGACGGCAUCGUCAACGAGAACCUGGUGGAGCGCUUCAUGCAGGAAGUGCAGGUGACGGAGGCGCGCUGUUUCUACGGUUUCCAGAUCGCCAUGGAGAACAUCCACUCUGAGAUGUACAGCCUCCUCAUUGACACCUACAUCAAAGACCCCAAAGAAAGAGAGUACCUCUUCAACGCCAUCGAGACAAUGCCGUGCGUCAAGAAGAAGGCCGACUGGGCAAUCAACUGGAUCGGCAACAAGAACGCCAGUUUCGGUGAGCGCGUGGUGGCCUUUGCCGCCGUGGAAGGGAUCUUCUUCUCCGGGUCCUUCGCUGCUAUUUUCUGGCUAAAGAAACGCGGCCUGAUGCCCGGCCUGACCUUCUCUAACGAGCUCAUCAGCAGAGACGAGGGUCUCCACUGCGACUUUGCUUGUCUGAUGUUCAAGCACCUGCUCAACAAGCCUUCCGUUGACACUGUGACCUCCAUCAUCAGGAACGCUGUAGCGAUCGAACAGGAGUUCCUGACUCAGGCGCUGCCCGUCAAACUCAUCGGGAUGAACUGUGACCUGAUGAAGCGUUACAUCGAGUUCGUCGCCGACAGGCUCAUGAUGGAGCUCGGCCUGGACAAGAUGUAUCGUGUGGAGAACCCCUUCGACUUCAUGGAAAACAUCUCACUGGAGGGAAAGACCAACUUCUUUGAGAAGCGUGUUGGCGAGUAUCAGAGGAUGGGUGUCAUGGCCGCCACCACCGACAACACCUUCACGCUGGAUGCUGACUUCUGACCAUGCCCACUUUUCUGCAGCUUAUGGACUGUGUCCUUUUCUUUUAUUGUAAUUUGUAAAUAUAUUUUCUAAUAAAAUGUAUUUAUGUUUUAAGUAAUGAAUUGAUUACUUUUUGGUAUUUUAUGUAAAUAACAUUUUAAGUGUAUAUGCUGUAGUGUCAUGUGUAAAUAAAAUUGUCAUCUCCUGA
Messenger RNA from Entelurus aequoreus (snake pipefish), 2279 nucleotides. Its product is annotated as ribonucleoside-diphosphate reductase subunit M2. The transcript has 10 exons. Gene Ontology annotation, biological process: deoxyribonucleotide biosynthetic process. Gene Ontology annotation, cellular component: cytosol. The record is from RefSeq and is a predicted model, not a curated record. Lineage: Eukaryota; Metazoa; Chordata; Actinopteri; Syngnathiformes; Syngnathidae. Gene Ontology annotation, molecular function: ribonucleoside-diphosphate reductase activity, thioredoxin disulfide as acceptor. Bases 935 to 2092 code for a protein of 385 amino acids.